Acipenser ruthenus (sterlet) is the source of this 2209-nucleotide messenger RNA. RefSeq names its product receptor-type tyrosine-protein phosphatase eta-like. Gene Ontology annotation, molecular function: protein binding. Lineage: Eukaryota; Metazoa; Chordata; Actinopteri; Acipenseriformes; Acipenseridae. The coding region runs from base 149 to 2209 and encodes 686 amino acids. The record is from RefSeq and is a predicted model, not a curated record. The transcript is spliced from 10 exons.
UGUAGAGGACAAGGAGCAGAGAGACUGAACUUCUUCAGCAGGGACUCUAUCAGAUUUCUGCAUAAAAGUCAACUGUGUUUCUCUUAGUGAUAUUCGGAUUGAGAGCCACCCGUUACUCGGACUUGUGAGGGAGUCUGCAUCGAGAGCAAUGGGUGAUCUUGUGCACGCUCUACUUUGCACCCUGGUUCUUCUUUUAAAUGGAGUCACCGCCUCUGAAGAGCCCCUCAGUGCCGUGCACGGCGGGGAUGUUAUCCUCAACUGCAGCUUCACCCUCAGCGGAGGUCGCAAAGAUCUGCGUCUGCAGUGGGUGAAGGAGCGCGAUGGGCAGACAGAGACCGUGCUGGCAUACUGCGGUGGCGGGGUGCAGAAGAGCGAGGCCAGCGCCUCCUACAGGGAUCGAGUCUAUUUCUAUCCAGAGGAGCUGACCCGGGGCAGCGCCCCCUUGUGGCUUCACGAUGUUGAGCUCUCUGAUCAGGGCAAAUACACUUGCUAUGUGGAGGACAGAAGAGUCGGGGACUCGGAACAGAUGACAGUUCAUGUGGAGGUGAAAGAUGCAGAAACGAAACUGGAAGCACAUACCAACAUUUCCUUUUCUGGAGCCGAUCAAAGUGAAUCACAAAGCAUCCUUCCUUACGCUAUUGGAGUGGUAGUGUGCUUGGCUACAGUCGCCAUCAUUGUGAAGAUACUAGUUAAACUUCAAAAUGAACCAUCCCCUCCUGGAGAGGUAAAGAUAGACUCAGUGGAAAUCAACUCUGUUUCUCUGAGCUGGGGCUUUCCUGACAAUAUGGAGGGGAUGCCACACAGCUUUCACAUUACCUACUCUAGCUCUGAUAAGAGUGACCAAGACUCCAUCACUGCAGUCUCCAAUUCCACUGUCAUCUCUGAGCUGAGACCUGGGAGAGAGUACAGCUUCACAGUCACCACAGUGCUAGAGAAUGGGACCCAGAGCACGUCUGUUUCAAAAUCUGUCCGCACAAAACCAUCCCCUCCUGGAGAGGUAAAGAUAGACUCAGUGGAAAUCAACUCUGUUUCUCUGAGCUGGGGCUUUCCUGACAAUAUGGAUGGGAUGCCACACAGCUUUCACAUUACCUACUCUAGCUCUGAUAAGAGUGACCAAGACUCCAUCACUGCACCCUCCAAUUCCACUGUCAUCUCUAAGCUGAGACCUGGGAGACAGUACAGCUUCACAGUCACCACAGUGCUGGAGAAUGGGACCCAGAGCACACCUGUUUCAAAAUCUGUCCGCACAAAACCGUCCCCUCCUGGAGAGAUAAAGAUAGACUCAGUGGAAAUCGAUUCUGUCUCUCUGAGCUGGAGCAGUCCUGACAAUAUGGAUGGGAUCCCACACAGCUUUUACAUUACCUACUCUAGCUCUGAUAAGAGUCACCAAGACUCCAUCACUGCACCCUCCAAUUCCACUGUCCUCUCUGAGCUGAGACCUGGGAGGGAGUACAGCUUCACAGUCACCACAGAGUUGGAGAAUGGGACCCAGAGCACGCCUGUUUCAAUAUCUGUCUGCACAAAACCGCCCCCUCCUGGAAAGAUAAAGAUAGACUCAGUGGAAAUCAACUCUGUCUCUCUGAGCUGGUGCAGUCCUGACAAUAUGGAUGGAAUCCCACACAGCUUCAAAAUCACCUUUUCAAGCUCUGUCGAGGACAACCCUCUUUCCAUCACUGCACCCUUCAAUUCCACUGUUAUCUCUAAGCUGAGACCUGGGAGAGAGUACAGCUUCACAGUCACCACAGUGCUGAAGAAUGGGACCCAGAGCAAGUCUGUUUCAACAUCUGUCCGCACAAAACCGUCCCCUCCUGGAAAGAUAAAGAUAGACUCAGUGGAAAUCGACUCUGUCUCUCUGAGCUGGAGCAGUCCUGACAAUAUGGAUGGGAUGCCACACAGCUUUUACAUUACCUACUCUAGCUCUGAUAAGAGUCACCAAGACUCCAUCACUGCACCCUCCAAUUCCACUGUCAUCUCUGAGCUGAGACCUGGGAGAGAGUACAGCUUCACAGUCACCACAGAGUUGGAGAAUGGGACCCAGAGCACGCCUGUUUCAAUAUCUGUCUGCACAAGUAAGGCUGCACAAGAAUUCAUAUCGCCGACUCACAGGAUUUGUCUGAGAGACAACAAGUUUCACCGUUAUAGUUUGCCCGUUAGACAAAGUUUUUUUUUUUCUCAUUACGUUCAGUCUGUUGCUAGAAAAACACUGUAG